AUCAAGCAAUAACACGGAAGUUUAUAAUGCGCGAGUUGAACGGUUUUUACAUGUGAUACAAUGGGGUGGACGUCAAAUUAUGUUCUUCUCUUAUCUAUCCGUUUGUAACUAAGUUUUAAUGGACAAAACUGGUAAAAACGGUAUUAUGACAUGACAACCGGCAUCAUCACGCGCCUGUAGCUGACGAGUGAGAACAGGACAUGUAAUUCGUUCACGGGUUUGUCUUAAUUUUCCACAAUGGAAAAUGUGAUCACACUCAGCUCCGACAGUGACAGAGAUGAGGACUCUGACAUAGAAAUCGUCGGCUCCUUCUGUAGGUUCAAAGAUGACCCUCUGCCUCUGUCGGCGGUGCGGGUAGACGUCGAUGCCUUGAAUAUCAACAUACCAUCGGGAUUCAUUGACCUCACAGAUGCAAGACAUGUUCCAGAUCUAAGGACGUGCAAAAAAAGAAUUUCUACAGCCUCACCAGUGGUAGACUUGACUGAGAGUGACUUGAUCAAUGGAUCAGAGCAGGAGAAUUUACCACCAAAUGACUGUCAAAUAAGAAAAGAAAACAUAAAUGGAUUUCUGACUUCAAUAAGACAAGAUUCUUCUCCACAGAAAGUCUCUGGAAAAGACUUAGCUGUCGUUGCACCAGUGCAGGAUUCUGGUGUCAAUAAACCAAAGCAGAGACAUUUAGACUCUCAAACACAGCUGCAAAAACUGACCAAAGACACACUAUCACAUCAUCAUACACCACUUGUAAACUUAAGACGGCUGCCUUUUCUAGAAAGGUAUGUCAGAAAACUGAAGAAAAGACAUCCUGUUUGUUUGUCCAAAGAAUUAAAGCAAACGUCACUUUCCCUCAAACAGCUGGAAAACCAAGGUACACUAGAGUGUACAUGUGCUUUGCGGAUAACAACUGUAUCAAACGGUCUUAACUAUGAACCUACAGUAGAGUCUCCUGUGCUAAAUGGACCUCUUAUAGAAAAAGAACAAGAGAACAGUAGUAAUUCUCGAGACACACAGUUGCAUGAUAAAGUACCUCAGAACCAACAAAUCCCUUCUUCUGUCUUAAAUAAUAGGGACUCUGGAGCAACCUCAAAGGAACACAGUACAGAACUCAAUGACAUGAUGGAUUCUUCAUCAACACUCAUUCCCUCUCCAGCACCUUCUGCUUUAGCUCACAAUAAAGCACAGGGUUUACCACAAAUAGAGAUGCAUUCCACCAACACUUCCCUCACCUCAAUGACUGAACAACUGGAAUGGGACAAAACAGAGAUAAGACAGAGUCACAUCUCUGGUCACUCAUCUAUCCAUGAACACAACCCACCUCUAUCUAUUGACCUCAGCUCUCUGUCUCACACAAGCCCCAUAUCUCAAAAAGAAACAGGCUCACCCACAACCUCUGAGAAUUUAGUUAAAUUGGAUGAGUUAAAGCCUGAUGGGGCCUCAGACCAUGGCCCCAUUUCAGAGACUAAAACUGAGGGCAUGGAUGAAAAAUCAGAGAAUGGAUCAUAUGGAGGGGAUGUCAGAAUGGACAGUCCAGUGUCUAUCGACUGGGAAGAAGGUAUUGAUGAAGAUGAUGUCUACUUGGACAGUAAACUCGAGUGGGACUUCAGAGGGGCAACUGGAGAGGACAGGCAUUAUGUCUGCCCUGAUACAGUCAAGAGAAUAAGGAUCGGACGACCUCAAUCCCAGAUCAAUGAGGAAGAAGAAGGAACUCCAGAGAUGUUAUGCCGACGGAGCCUCAGCUUGGUUUACAGCACAAUUGAUGAAAAAUACCCAGAGGGCACUUUGCAAAUUCUGUCAGAUUUACUCCAGCCUGGUUACUAUCCUCCCAAAGAUAUCACCUCCCACCUGCUACAUGAUAUUCUGCUCGACACACAGUGCCCCCAUCACCUCUGUGUGCAGGCCUUCAAUCUUCUAAUGAGAACACAGAGACACCACUUUACUGAUAAAAGCAUGAUUCCAUGGGACUGGGAGCUGUUGACCUCAGUUAUGGCCAGUCAGGAACAUACAAAGACAUAUCGAUGGGAGGUUGUGCGCAUGCUCCUGGAGUACGUGCUGCAGACUUUGGAGGAUGACUUCAAGGCCAAACGUGCCUCCUUUGCGCUUUACCACUCUAUUGCUAAGAACACACUGUCUUGUGAUAAGCACUUCCCUCAAGUUAGGGACAUCAUUAAAUGGCUGUUUUCGGCUAUUGUGAAAUCAACAGAAAAAAGUCAAACUGCAGCUGAAGAGAGAGAUGAACACAUCAAAAUGGUGUGCAUCUUCCAGAGGAUGCUGUGUCUGGCUCUGGAGGUGGACUGCUCUCCAGCUCUUAACUCUGCCAAGCUUUCCCAGGAGCUCUUCCAUAUGCUCAUCAGUGAUGUACCGUUACGGGCACACAGGAUGUUGUUGCUAGAGAGCCUGCAGAGCAAACUACUGAGAUGUAAGCUGUUGGAACAUCUGUUGGACUACGCCUGCCCAGUGAAAACCCCUCUGCCCAUGUCACUCAGUCUACUGCUUCACUUCCUGAAGAACUGCACUCUCACACCAGACCCUACAGAUGGUGAUGAAGGAUGGCAAAGGUGGGAAGAACUGGUCCAUCUGCUCUGGAUGCUGUUGCUCAGCUACAACAGUGCAAUGAAAGGCUACUUGAAUAGCUCCAUCACUGGACAAAGAGACAGAGGGGGAACACUGGUCUACAGGCCUGAUGACAUGGUGUCCAAGUCUGCUGUCUGUGAGGCUGUGGAGACGUUCCUGUCCAGGUCUCAGGACGACCUCGGCAAAGCGUUACCUCGACAUGUAGAGGAGUCACUCACUUAUCUACAGGAUCACCUGUUAAACGUUUGCCAGUGUUAAAUUAAACACAUCUUUGUUUUGUGUGUUUUUAAAUACUGUUUGUACUGUUUGCUUGUAAUUAAGUUAAUAUUUAUAUUUUCAGUCUCUUUUGUAUUUUAAAUAAAUUAAUUUCCGUUUUUGCCCAUUUGAAAUCAUUUCAACAAGCUUGUGUUUAACUGUUUAUAAUGAUGCGUAUUUGUACGUUUUUCAUGUAGCAUCAUUUUAUACUAAUUUUAUUCUCAUAAACAACUGAACAAACUGGAAUAAUUUGAGAGUGUAUAAUUUCUUUUAAAA
Sphaeramia orbicularis (orbiculate cardinalfish) is the source of this 3099-nucleotide messenger RNA. RefSeq names its product SUMO interacting motifs containing 1 (gene simc1). The coding region runs from base 238 to 2826 and encodes 862 amino acids. Lineage: Eukaryota; Metazoa; Chordata; Actinopteri; Kurtiformes; Apogonidae. The record is from RefSeq and is a predicted model, not a curated record. The transcript is spliced from 10 exons. Gene Ontology annotation, molecular function: SUMO polymer binding.